Molecule: messenger RNA, 493 nt
Organism: Nicotiana tabacum (common tobacco)
Lineage: Eukaryota; Viridiplantae; Streptophyta; Magnoliopsida; Solanales; Solanaceae
Source: RefSeq, a predicted model, not a curated record
UAACAGAAAAUACUUUGAAACUCGCCACAAGAGUCACAAAGUUGGAGUUAAGAAUUAUCUUGAAAAUUAUGAACACAGUGAGGAGAAUGUAACAGCAACUUUAGUCCGCCAUGCAUUGGAACUUCCUUCGCAUUGGAUGAUGUUUAGAUUAGAGACAAGAUGGUACAUUAACGUUUAUGAGAAAAUGCCAAACGCUAAUCCUCUUUUGCUCGAGCUUGCCAAGUUGGACUUCAACAUUGUUCAAGCAACACAUCAAGAAGAUUUAAGAGAUGUAUCAAGGUGGUGGAAGAACACAUGCCUAGCAGAGAAGUUGCCAUUUUCAAGAGACAGAUUGGCGGAAUGUUUCUUUUGGACAACAGGGAAAGUAUUUGAGCCUCAACAAGGACACUGCCGAAUAAUGCUCACUAAGAUCAAUGCUUUUGUUACAACCAUUGAUGAUAUUUAUGGGACUUAUCAAGAGUUACAACUCUUUACUAAUGCUGUAGAAAGGUAA